AAUUUCAAUCCCUUUGUGGUGUCGGCACCGAGAGCUCAGUACAACUUUACACUCGAAGCGAAGCAGAACGCACACGUAUAGAAACUCUCUCUCCAAAUAUUUUGUAAGUUCUCAGAUUAUUCUGACAGUAAUCGAAGAAACAAAACAUGUCCAAGACUGAAGUCCACAAUCAAGGCCAGAUGGCGACGGCUGCUGCUUCGCGGGCUCCGCUCUGGCGCCCCGUGGUCCUACAUUAUCCGAAGAAGCUGCUGCCCCAUGGACAGAUGCGUCGUCGCGACUUGGCAUUUAGCUACCCGGCCGCCUACGAGUCCGCGAAGCUUCGCUGCGGCCUGGUCCAGCCCCAUGCCUUCGACCAUGACCGUCCAGGGCAAUACUGUCCGGAGUGUCAGUGCAACAAGGACCGCAGCCAUGGCGGGGGUGACAUGUCGGACAAUGUGUCCCAGUGCUCGCGCAUGUCCCGGGCCUCAAAGCGCUCCAUACGCUCCACAAAAUCAAAGCGCGGAAAUGGCAAGCACGAGGGCGACGGCGACGGCGACGGCGACGGCGAUAAUGUUUCUCAAGUCAGCCAUCGUAGCGAUAACUCGGUGAAGACUGUUGUAUCUACGGUCACAGUGAAGAGUGGCCACAGCAAGAGAUCCCCGUCCCAGGAGACCAUCAAGUCAAACGCCACAGUCAAGUCCAGUGCCACAGUCAAGUCGAGCGCUACUGCCAAGUCGAGUGCCAAUGAUGUCAAGCACAAGACAAACUCUGUCCAUGCCAAGCCAAGUCGUCACUCUCACAGUGAGAUAAUGCCCCAGUCCCAGUCCCAGUCGCAGUCCCAGACCCAGUCCCAGUCGCAGCAGAAGGACACACAGUUUGGCUACGAGAACUGCGCUCCCAUGACGAGCACGGAGCGCAAGGCUGCCAUCGAGGAGGCCCGCUUCAAGUACAACAAGCUGAUCGACGAGUACAACCACAUGCCCGUGUCCGUGCCCACGCUGCGCGUGCGCAAUCGCAAGAUUGAGAUCGAACGGCAGCUGGACGAGCUGGACUACAGCAUCAAUAUGUUCGAUCAGCCGAACAUCAAUGUCUACCUGCGUCGUUAGCUUUGCUCCUUCCAAAUUGAAUUAUGUUCCCAACAAACCACACAUACAAAUUCCAUAUCUAGAAGAUGAUUAAGAGGGCACUAAGGGCACUACACUGACAGGAAGCAAACAUAAAAUGCAUUACCAGAA
This is a messenger RNA of Drosophila guanche, 1214 nucleotides long. RefSeq lists its product as uncharacterized. The coding region runs from base 147 to 1085 and encodes 312 amino acids. NCBI's taxonomy places the organism in Eukaryota, Metazoa, Arthropoda, Insecta, Diptera, Drosophilidae. The record is from RefSeq and is a predicted model, not a curated record. The transcript is spliced from 2 exons. Gene Ontology annotation, cellular component: cytoplasmic microtubule.